AUGACUUCUUCCAGUCACCAGGACCUGUCUGCUUCCCAUGAGCUUCCCAGCACCAAUGUCUUCUUGUCUGAGGAGCACGCAGACUGUUCUGCACUGGGUGCAGCUACUGAGUACUCCCAUCGUCAAGAGAAGAGAGCUCCAACAGGUCUCCCAGAAACUCGAAAGGACCAGAAGGAUGAGGAAAGAGAACAGCCAACAGCCCCCAGGGAGCUCCAGGAGGAGGAAAUGAAUGAUAUGCUCCAGGAUUCUUUGGAUGAACAGUAUUUGACUCUUUCCAGUCACCAUGACUUGUCUGACUCCUGCCUCCCUCCCGAUAGUCCCACCAUCCCAUCUGAUGAGCAUGAAAUCUGCUCUUGUCUGGAUGGAGCCUUUCAGGCACGAGAGCUGACCCAGUUACACCUAAAGACACGGGAAGGAAGAGAGCUAUCCAUCCUGCUUAAUCAGAACCUCAAGGACCUCCUCGCCCGCAGUGACCUUAACAACCUCCAGGGGCAGGUCUUCCAAGAGCAAUUGGCUGAAGGAUGCAGGCAGUCCCAGGCCCUUGUCAGCAAGCUCAGCCCAGAAAACCAUGAAGAUGAGGCUGAAGAACAACUGGGAUCACUGACUCCCAGGAAAUACCAUUUCCUAAUUCAUGAUCAUGCAGGAAAGCUGACCCAGAUACGCCAGACAUCACGGGAAGGAAGAGAGGUCUCUGUCCUCCUCCAUCAGCACCUCAGGGACCUCCUCAUCCACAGUGACCUUGGCAGCGACUGGGGACAGGGCUUCCGAGAACAACUGGCUGAGGGACGCAGGCUGGCAGAGCACCUUGUCUGCAAGCUUAGCCCAGAAAAUCUGGAAGACGAUGAAGAUGAGGAAGAACAAGAAUCACUGACCCCCAGUCUGGAGAGGGAGCUGCAGGAGGUGAAUGUGAAUGAAAUCCUUCAAGAUCCAUCAGUGAACACAGUUUGACUCCUUCCAGUCCUUGUGAUCUGUCUGCCUCCGGGGAGCCCCUCAGAAGCACUGCCUUUCCAUGUGAUGAGCCUCAAGUCAGCUUGGCUCUGGAGGCAGCCAGUGAGUACUCCCAUUAUAAAGCAGAUAAAUCCAAGUGGUCUCCCAGUUAGCCUCCAUAUUUUUUGUGCUCACCACAGCUGGCCAGGUAGAGAGAUAUCAUUUCUGCAGGCUCUUGGACAGAGUUUUAAGUACAGAUUUCAGGAGGGCCUGGGAGCUGUGCUGUCACCCUAGUCCCUAGCUAUGUCCCUCUCAGCCUGUCCCUCAGUGGCAUCUGCAAGCCAUUGUUCCCCAGGUGGGAGAGAGAAGGGAUCAUAACCACCUCACAGCCACCACUACAGCAGGGGCACAGUAGGUAUUUGUCAGACCUCUUUCUUUAAGAUGACGCAUCUCAUCUCCAGCAGUGUUCUUGCU
This is a messenger RNA of Equus caballus (horse), 1401 nucleotides long. The record is from RefSeq and is a predicted model, not a curated record. Lineage: Eukaryota; Metazoa; Chordata; Mammalia; Perissodactyla; Equidae.